Molecule: messenger RNA, 5161 nt
Organism: Misgurnus anguillicaudatus (oriental weatherfish)
Lineage: Eukaryota; Metazoa; Chordata; Actinopteri; Cypriniformes; Cobitidae
Gene: sik1
Product: salt-inducible kinase 1
Biological process (GO): microtubule cytoskeleton organization; intracellular signal transduction; protein phosphorylation
Cellular component (GO): cytoplasm
Molecular function (GO): ATP binding; tau-protein kinase activity
Source: RefSeq, a predicted model, not a curated record
UGUAGCGUUUCUCCGCAUGCCAGCGCAGAGCUGUUCACUAGAGCUGAAGCGCAGGUGGUCGGUCGGGAGCGCGCCUUGUAAAUACUUAGCGCUCCCUCAGUCCGUACAAUUGUAUAUCGUUGUAUAUAGAAAAAUACCACUAAGGUAGAUGCUAUUUUUCACGAAAUAUAUUUUUCCACAAGUGAAUAAGGAAUGACUUGUAAAUGCAAAUGUGAAAGGAGAGAGAAUUUGUCUUUGUGUUAAGACAGUUAAUCCUAAAAGUCCUUCUUCGACACCUCAUAGAAACACACACAGAGAUCCAGCAUCAUGGUGAUUAUGACAGACAGCAGCACGGGCCCUCAGUGCGCUCCCGCCGGGGUCCGGCCACUGCAGGUCGGCUUUUAUGAAAUCAUCAAAACACUCGGCAAAGGAAACUUUGCUGUGGUGAAACUGGCCAGACACAAAGUGACAAAAACACAGGUUGCAAUCAAAAUAAUCGAUAAGACAAGACUGAACCCGGAAAACUUGGAGAAGAUCUACAGGGAGGUUCAGAUAAUGAAAUUGCUUAACCACCCUCACAUCAUAAAGCUCUAUCAGGUCAUGGAGACCAAAGACAUGCUGUACAUCGUGACAGAGUAUGCAAAAAAUGGAGAGAUGUUUGACUAUUUGACGUCGAAUGGACGGAUGAGUGAAAAUGAGGCUCGUAAGAAGUUUUGGCAGAUUCUGACGGCAGUGGAUUACUGCCACCGGCACCACAUUGUCCAUAGGGACCUCAAAACUGAAAACUUGCUGCUAGAUGCCAACAUGAACAUCAAACUGGCAGACUUUGGCUUUGGGAAUUUUUAUAACGCUGGAGAGCCUCUGUCCACAUGGUGCGGAAGUCCACCGUACGCUGCCCCAGAAGUCUUUGAGGGCAAGGAAUACGAGGGACCACAGUUGGACAUUUGGAGUCUGGGUGUGGUUUUAUAUGUGCUAGUGUGUGGGUCCCUUCCCUUUGAUGGUGACAGUCUUCCUGCCCUGCGACAAAGAGUUACAGAGGGCCGUUUCAGAAUACCAUUCUUCAUGUCACAAGACUGUGAAAACCUGAUUCGAAAGAUGCUGGUGGUUGACCCAGCCAAGCGAAUAAGUGUGGCCCAGAUCAAGCAGCACCGCUGGAUGUUAGCAGACCCCAGCGCACCCCACCAGACCCUCUCCGUGUCCCUUUCUGACUAUAACUCCAACCUGGGAGACUACAGUGAACCUGUCUUGGGAAUCAUGCAGACCCUAGGCAUUGACAGACAGAGGACUGUGGAGUCUCUCCAAAACAGUAGCUACAACCACUUCUCAGCAAUCUAUUACCUGCUGCUGGAAAGAGUGAAGGAGCACCGUAGCCAGCAGCUCAGCCGCCAAUGUGGGGCCUGGAAUCCAAGAUCCAGGACGACAUCUGAUUCCUCAACUCCGGAGGUGAUUAUGGAGUCAUCAGACAUCUUCAGGACUUCUGCCUUUUCUGCUGCCACAAAGGUGAACAGUCCUGUCCAUUCAGAGAUGGAGUGUGAACAAGGAGGCCUGUUUCAGCGCGUGGUGUGCCCAGUGGAAGCCAGUCUGAACGGGCUCUUGUGGAACCGAUCCAUCUCACCCAACAGCCUGCUGGAGACCACCAUCAGUGAAGAAGUGCGUCCUCAUGACCUUGAAGAGGAAGAGGGGCUGCUGCAGGUCCAGCCUCCCCAUCUGCCCAGCACCACAUCUCGCAGACACACUCUGGCAGAAGUCUCUGCACGAUUCCACCAGUGCAAUCCACCCUGUAUAGUGGUUAGCCCAUCAGACGGUGCUGCUUCAGACAGCUGUUUGAAGUCCUCUUCCAACCCAAACCCAGCUUUCUCAAAUGCUAUAGGGGACCUUUCCAAGCUGUUUAAUUCUGGUCUUGGCGUCGGGGCUUUAGCUCCUACUGGGACACCCCUAGCUUUAUCCUCCAACCUACUAUUGCAGAACCAAGGAAGUAUGCUUGCAGCAAGCUUUCAAGAGGGUCGCAGGGCUUCAGACACCUCCCUUACGCAAGGACUGAAAGCAUUCAGACAGCAGCUGCGUAAGAACACUCGUACGAAAGGCCUGCUAGGAUUGAACAAGAUCAAAGGUCUGGCACGACAGGUGUGUCCUCCGACCUCAUGUUCGAGGGGCAGCCGGGGUUCACUCGGCCCAAGUAUGUGCCCACCCUCAAGCCUCCAGAGCUCUGGUGGUCUCCGUGAGCGCCGUAGCAUGCUGGAAGAAGUUCUGCACCAGCAGAGGAUGCUACAGAUUCAACACCAACCUCAGCCCCAAGUCCAGUCUCAACCCCAGCAGUCCAUGCUGUUCCUCUCACAGCCUCUCCCCUCAUCUCCUCCUUCCAACAAUCUAUUCGCCCCAGCUGCCCUUUUUUCCAACCCCCCCACUCAGCCUAUCCUCCCUCCAUGCCAACAGAACUCCAUCGCCGUCCAGCACAACCUGUGGCAACAGCCUCUCGACUCAUCUUCCACAACCCUCUCUCCUGUGGCUUCUGCUGCCCAUCUUCUGGAAGCUCGUCUGCACAUCAGCCAGCGCCCACAUCUCCACUCACACCCCCAGACCCAACAGCACCUGCAGAUGCACUCCACCAUCCAGCCCCAGAGGCCUUUCACCCUCUUGCCCCACCAGGUCAGUUGGAGCCUGAACACCAGCAUGGAUCCAGAACCGAAUGUCCAGGAACUGGCUUGUGCUGGACAAAAGCAGCAGCUUAGCAGCUGUGUCAUGGUUAAGUAAAGAAACUGAAAAGACUUAAUGGAAGAUUGAUAAACGAUUGGCCCUUAUGGAGCCAAUGGUGUUGAGAACAUGAGCGUCAGAACCAGUGAGCAAUGAGACACUCAGUAGUUUUCUGAUACAAAGAGAAGACAAUUGUAAUAUCUCUGGAACAACAAACAAUUCCACGUUUGUGUCUGUAUGUGUUGGAAUGACCAGAGAAAACAAGAAGCAAUAACCAAACUCUUUAUUGAGCCCAAAACCCUUGCCAAGUGCUCCUGUCCACACAGCAAUAACGGACAGGACACCAAAGCAGGGAAUUAUAGUGUUUAAUCAAUUUGUGAGUGGGUCGACUCACAUAUAAAACUUGCCUCCAUAAUCUUAAACGAUUAUGUCAGAGACUUUUGUUUUUCCUUUAUACAAGUAUGAAAAUAGGAUUGUUGUCUUCCUUAGAUUUUUCCAAGGAUUUCCUUUCAGGGUUUUAGUUUUUUUUAUUUAGUUUCCAAAGAAGACCAAAGUUGAUUGCUUUUCGCAUUCGUUUUAUGCCUCUUUGAUUUCUUUCCUAGAAGUUCUUGAUACAGCAUACAGUAUCCCAAACUUCCAAAAGCAAGAUAAAAUACUGUAGUUGUAUCUGUGAUGUAAAAACGUGCGUUGUGCAAAUUGGCCAAGCUAUUUUGCCAAUGCCUUGCAUAUGAGGUGAUCAGAAGCCUCUUCCUACGAGGGGUAAAUAAAGACAAAUACGAGUAAGCUAGAUAUAGUGUAAGCACAAAAGGUACUGCGUAAGAGGUUCACUUAGACAGUUGUGUGAAUGUGUGUCUUUGUCCUUGUGCUUUUGCUGUUUGUGACAUUGACGUCUAUUGCUGCUUUAUGUUUUAUCAGGUCCAGACAAAGACACUAGACAAUUGCAUCAUACAAAUGUGCACCAACCAAUGACUUAUGCUUAAUGAAAUUAGGAGACUUUGUCUGGCUUAGUUAUUCAGAAACCUCUUCCGUCAGAUCUCUACCUCCUGCAUAACUGAUCAUUCACCUCAGAAGGCUGUAGUUGAAUAGACACUGUAUGAGUAUAAGUUAGGCCCAUUAUAAUUCCCCCUGACCAUUAUUGGUGUACAUUUCUUUGUUUGUUUCGUUUUUUCUUUAAGACAGUGAACAAAGAUUAUGACAAUUGUGCAAUACUUCCCUUUUGAAAUGUAGAACCAGGACAAGAAGCUGUUGUAGGAAAGCGAAAGGUACUAAAAGCUUAAUCGUUUUAUUUCAUUCUUUUUUUCUGUUUAGAAAGUUUUUUCUAUUUGCAAUGAUUGUACGUACAAGAUUUAAAAAAAUAUAUGUAUUAGCAUAGGAAAUAAGAGCUUGCCGAUUAUAUACGGCCCACGUGACACAGGUUGCCUUCGCAUCAGGUUGGCUUUUGCAAAAAUAGGAAAAGCCAAAGAGCAAGAAAGCACAGGAGAUAUUACUGCUUUUUCUUCCAAUGUGAUAGUCAUGAAAAGCUCUCUGUUUAUCGAAGUGUAGCGCUUUUGAAAUCUCCCAAAAGCUACAAAGAUACAGUAGCUGCCUCCUCUAGCUAACAAAUAUUUGAUAAGCAAUUGUUUUUAGAGAGCAGGUCACAGAUGGACCAUGCAUUUACGUACUAUUGUAUUUUUUAUUUCAAAUGCACACAUAAAUGCAUACACUCAUAGCUGUAGCAAUAGAGUUGAAUUUUAUACUUGUACUUACUUUCUAAGUUUGCUCAUCAGACAUUGCAUCUAGGUGCUAGAAGUAGAAGCGUAUGGGUUUGUGUCUCGUUUAUAUGAAAUAAUCGUGUGUGUUAUCGUUGUCAAAACUCGGUUUUGCUUGAGGCACUGUUUCUAAAGCCCUAGAUGAUCCUAGUGCAUGUCAGUCUAUGUGAAUUAAACAUGUAUAUGUGCAAUGGUUUCCAGUAGUUUAGCAAAUAACUGUACUGUGUUGUUUCCUGAUUUGCUAAAAAAUUACAGUGUUUGAAACCAAUGCAGAAAAAGAUGCUAAUGGAAGAAACAGUGUUAAGCAUUUUUCAUUUUCGCCACUCACCACCAAUACUUGUGCCUUUUUCUGAACAAAUUUAAUGGUGGUGAAACUUUGAUUUUAAAUCUACAGAGGUGAAAAUCUGCAUAAACGCGCCAUUUUAAAUUUUCAUUGAAUUUUUUUUUUUUUUUUUUUUUUGAUAAUGCACUUUACAGUGAUGAAUGCUUGUGUUAAAAAAUAGUGUUUGUUUUCACUGCUGGUUUAGAGAAGUCUAAGGUUAAUUUAAUGUAACUUUUGAAACACUAUGCUGUGCUGCGAAGCCUUUUUUUUGUUAUUUUGUUAUAAUUCUCUUGAUUUGCUUGCUUACUGUAUGUGUGCUCACAAAGAAAUGAGAGAAAUUAUACAUGGUUGUGUGAAAGUACCUGAGAGAUAAUGUUGUAUUUAUGUGGCUAUUUAUUUGAAUAAAAAUUCUCCCCUUGAA